AUGUUAUUUUUGUGCAUCUGAAACGGUGCUUAUUUCUUUAGAGAUUUUUAAUGUAUUGUCCUUGGCUUUGACUAGAUGGUUUCCUGUCGAUAGCUAAUAUUCUCUGAAAUUAUGUUCGAUUUUAAUUUUUUCGUAGUGUGUUUUUGAAUAUCCUGUUGUUUCUGUGACUUGAUCAAUUAUUUGUGUGUGAUUGUUGCUUUGGUUUUAUACCUCUUCAAUGGGCUUUUGUGCAAGAGGCUAAUUUACCAUCCUUUGUUUGAAGCUCUUUUAUUGCGAAGGGAAUGCUGAAUUUGAACAUUACUCUGUCGGUGUGAACAUUAGAGUUUCUAAAGGGUUGAUGCUGUUGGAUGCUUUUGAUUUCGAUAGAAUUUUUUUGUGAUGUGUCACUCAAGUCCAUAUUUCAUAGCUGCUGUUGGAAAAGUGUAAUCCUAGUGUAAUAUACUAUAUUUUGACUUGUUUGCAGAUAAUUUCAUUUCUCCUUUCCAGAUUUUCUCAACUGUUAAUAGAAAUGUAUGCUGCAGAAAUGUCACUACUGACAAAUAGCGAGUAGCAGAAAUUGAAAAAAAAUACAAGAAAGGAAAGGAUAAGAUUCCAAUAGGAAUGGGUAGAGCCGAUAGAAUUCUUUAAUCAAUGGAGAUUAUGAAUUAAGACCCACAAAGCUGUUGGAUUACUUGGGCAACCGAAGUGAAAUCCGAAAUGUGUUACUCUAAUUCACAAGACCCUUGUGACAGGAGAGUUGUUUAUAGGCACUCCUAAGUUCCCUACAGUCCACUCAUAGUGGGUGUACUGCUUUCCCCACGAUUGGCUCCAAAGAUUGGCAGAGGCAUCGGUGAUAUACUAGGAUACAGCAGAAGAAUGCAGAAGACAAUGCCUUUUUUUUCCUCCUUUUAAUCUUCUUUCCCUUGUAGGAAUUUAGCAUUUUUCUUGAACAACAUAUGGAGGGAACCUACUAGUUUAGACUACAAAUCUCAAGUCCCUGUGCCCAAGAAAUGGGAAUAGAUGAAGGAAAGAAAACAACAAUCUGCACCUCUUUAGAAUAGAGAAAAGAAAAUAAUCAAUACCAUUGUCUGGUUCCUGCCAACUUCCAUCUAAAUUUAAAAUUUUUGAACGUCACCUUCUAUUUCUUCUUCCUAGUGAAUAGAUUUUCUUAAUAUCACCUUGGUGUUUUAAUACCCUCAAAAGUACUACUUUGCUCCUUCCACCUGCACUAUGCUAGGCUUGGGGGUAUCGCAUUUCAUACUUUCCUCAUUCAACAUUAAUGCCAUACCAACUGGAUAUAACGUAUCUCAUGGAAUGGGUCAGUAUUCAAAUCACACCAAAGGAUGAAAAUUCUAUUUUGGGAGUCUUGCAGAUGAGAAAUGCACAGAGAUAGGGUUUACUGCUCUCACCAUCCCUACAAUAUAAAACACCAAUUUGGGAUUAGUUCUCCUUCCUAGUACAAAUCAGUUGUUAGAAUCGCACCAUACAUUACUAUGCACAUAAAAAACACAAUCUUUGUGUAUCCCAAAGAUCAAAUAGUUGGAAAAUCUGCCUAAAUAAUGUUUUCCAAUUCCAUAAAUGAAGAACAAGAAAAUUUUUUAAUACAAAAAUAACUUCAUGAAAUUGCAUCAUAUGUGCUCCUACUAAUAUCCACUCUUUAUAUGAGGUCUAUAGAAGAGAGGAAUUCCUCAACUUAUCUUGAAAACAUCUGAGAAGUUUAUAGCUGAUGUUUCAUCCUUUCCUCCUAAAUGAUAGAUAUUCAAUCUUAUCUCUGUUUACUACCUCUCACUGAACAAAUUUUCCUCUACUUAUCUUGAAAACAUCUGAGAAGUUUAUGGCUGAUAUUUCAUCCUUUCCUCCUAAAUGAUAGAUAUUCCAUCUUAUCUCUGUUUACUACCUCUCACUGAACAAAUUUUCCUUUUGGAAUCUUGUAUCCAGCUCUGCCCACAUACUUAGAAGUGAACACUUGGACUACACUCUUAAAUAGAUAUUGGGCAGCUCCAUCCAAUAUCUCUUGAUCCUUUUCCACAACUCAUACCACAUGAGACCCUAAGUUUCUGAGUACACCAUCAAUCCUCUUCCUCCCCAUGCUUGUUAAGGUGCUUCUGGUCAAAAUAAGUCCACUUGUGAUAAAGGUUUACUCCUUCCCAUUAAACAAAUGGUUGUUGUUAAUUUUUUGUUGACAUGUGAACAAAGAUUAUAUGGUACAUGAUCAUUGUGACUGUAAGCUAGCAUAUGGAUGCACUCUCAUGAAUCACUAAUUAGUGGCUUCUUCUAUUGACAUGUUGCCCUCUGCUACUACUAAUUGCUAUUGCUUCAGCUACUCUAUUAGACACUUACUAGAUUAAAUGCGAAGUAUUACUAGGUGGCACCUUCAAUAAUGGUGUUGCAGUUUCCCGGUGUCCCUUACUGGGAUUUCUCCUUAGAGCCUAUCAGCUACCACCUUCCUGUCACAUAUGCUCUGUUUCUACACAAUAUGCUGCUAUUUAUCAUUGCCAUCACUACUUCUACUGACAGCAUGGGGAUUCAUACACUUAUAGCUCUUUGAUAGUGCAAAGCUCAGCCACUUACCACUUCCCCACUAGUGUUCAACUACAGUGCCAGCACACUUAAAUGAAUUAUUGGAGCACACGAUGUUCCAUCACUAUGUGGUUUUUGUAGUCUAGUCUUUUGGUACCUCUUCUCUUGCUUGAUUACGGUGCCAACAUAAGAGUACUAAUUACUUCUUGCAUGGAAAUCUGCUUAUGGCAGAUGCCUACUUUACCAUGGUAGAUGCUAGCACUUUUGGCUUGAUUCCUGCUUGUAUUGCACAUCCAAAAGAGUGGAAGGGAGCCAGUGGCAGAUGUCUAAAAUAGAGGAUGUGUGUUUGUAGUAGAUGUGCACAAGGGGAAGAUGCCCGCCCUUGUCAAAUGCUGAGCCGACACCCAACUGUGAAGUGGGCCCAGAGAUCUGACAAGCUCUACCUCACUGUUGAGUUACCUGAUGCUAAAGAUGUAAAGCUCAAGCUUGAACCUGAAGGGAGAUUCAUGUUCUCUGCCACCAAAGAUGAUGUACCUUAUGAAGUUGAUAUCGAACUGUUUGAUAAGAUCAAAGUUGAGGAUAGCAAGUGUAAUGUUGGAGUCAGAAGCAUCGUCUAUGUCAUUGCAAAAGCAGAGAAGAAAUGGUGGGCUAGGCUAAUUAAGAACGAAGGAAAACCACCUGUGUUCCUUAAAGUUGACUGGGACAAAUGGGUUGAUGAAGAGGAUGAAAAUGAGAAAGUUGGCAUGGAUUUUGAUGACAUGGACUUUUCGAAAUUAGAUAUGGGUGAGGAUGACUUUGAUAUGGAUGAGUCAAAGGAUGAGGAAGAAGGGUUCGAAGCAAAAGAGGAGGAAGGCAAAGGAAAAGAAAAGCAGGUUGCAGCAUUGGCUGAGGAGGCUAAAGCUUAAGUGCUUGAGGCAAGAGCUCUCUUUUCAAGACAUGGCAUGAGGAAUCUUCAACUUUCUGAAUUCAAGACUCUCAUUUCCACAUGUUUAAGAUACUUUGAAAUUCGCCCUUCAAUCAUGAAAAGGACUUUUUGCAAGGAGAAAAGGCUUCAAAUAGAAAACCUUGGAAAAAUCUUAUUGCUUGUGCUCUCUUUAUACUCUUAUGUCUUUUAUAUCUUCUCUACUAACUGUACGUCAAGGCCAUUGUAAGUAAAUCAAGUUGUUUUAAAUAUUUUGGUUCUGUUUUUGUUAUU
Messenger RNA from Vitis riparia (riverbank grape), 3694 nucleotides. RefSeq names its product co-chaperone protein p23-1-like. The coding region runs from base 2838 to 3404 and encodes 188 amino acids. The record is from RefSeq and is a predicted model, not a curated record. Gene Ontology annotation, biological process: chaperone-mediated protein complex assembly; protein folding. Gene Ontology annotation, molecular function: Hsp90 protein binding; protein-folding chaperone binding. The transcript has 7 exons. NCBI's taxonomy places the organism in Eukaryota, Viridiplantae, Streptophyta, Magnoliopsida, Vitales, Vitaceae. Gene Ontology annotation, cellular component: nucleus; cytosol.